Molecule: messenger RNA, 4732 nt
Organism: Galleria mellonella (greater wax moth)
Lineage: Eukaryota; Metazoa; Arthropoda; Insecta; Lepidoptera; Pyralidae
Product: multidrug resistance protein homolog 49-like
Exons: 26
Coding region: 153-4079 (1308 amino acids)
Biological process (GO): transmembrane transport
Cellular component (GO): membrane
Molecular function (GO): ABC-type transporter activity; ATP binding; ATP hydrolysis activity
Source: RefSeq, a predicted model, not a curated record
CAUUCAUUAAACGAAAACAUUGCCAUUCAAACCAGUGCCUGAAAGAUUCAGCACGUCUCUGAAUUCGCCGUAAGCCUCCACUGAAGACGCACGUUUUAGCUGGUGUAGAAAAGUAAAAAAUAAUUUAUUAUUUGUAAAAGUUUCACACCAACAUGACGGCAGAAAAAAAAAGUGAAAAAAAAAAACCAGUUGAAAACAACGAGCCUCGAAUAUCUUUUUUUCAAAUAUUCCGAUAUGCGACAUGGACAGAACGUCUGGCCACAUUUCUGGGCGUAAUUUUCGGACUCCUCAGCGGAGGCGGCGUGUGCUAUAACCUGGUACAGUUCGGCGAACUCAGCACAGCUUUUGUAGAAAGAACAAAAUAUGAAGAGGGACUCAAAAGUUAUUUGCCGCUGACACGAUUUUUCGGAGGUGGUCAGAUACUAGUGAAUGCAACUCGAAAACAGAAUUUGGAGGCUUUAGUAGAUGAUGGGAAAGCUAUGUGUGCGGGCAUGUUCGCGAGUAUCGCCGUAUCACUAUUAUUUUGUAUGCUGUCUACAGCACUAGUAGGUUGGAGCGCUCUGCGACAGAUAACCAGAAUCCGAAUGCAAUUCCUUACGUCUGUUUUUCGUCAAGAUAUGGCAUGGUAUGACACAGAUUCCGAAUUCAAUUUGGCUUCCACGAUGUCCGAAAAUAUGAUGAAGUUGAAGGAAGGUAUGGGUGAAAAACUCUCCGUUGUGUCAAAUUUAGUGGGCACCGCUAUCAUUUGCAUCUGCACCGCUUUCCCUCUCGGCUGGGAAUUGACUCUCGCUUGUAUCAGCGUUGUACCCUUCUCCAUUGCAGCUUCUGUAAUAUUAUCAAAAUAUCAAAUAAAUUCGUCUAUCAGAGAGAUGGAGUCGUAUAGUCAGGCCGGUAAACAAGCUGAACAGGUGCUCAAGUCCAUUAAAACCAUAGUAGCUUUUGGAGGAGAAACCAAAGAAAUAGAGAGGUAUCGACGGUUGCUAGAGCCAGCAGAGCGAUAUGGACGUAGAAGAGGUCUCUAUACUGGUCUGGGAACAGGCUUCAAUUGGGUACUUACUUACUCACUGAACGCAAUAGGACUCACCUACGGAACUAGGCUGGUUAUACAAGAUAAUGAUAAAAUUGGCGAUGAUCGGAGAUACAUAGUUGGAGUAAUAUUUAGUAUUAUGUACAGCGUAUAUAUGGCAACACAAUCAAUUACAUUCUGUGUUCCUCACGCGGAGGUCUUUGCUGCAGCACGUGGCGCUGCAGCUAGCAUUUUCCAUCUUCUUGAUCGAGUACCCAAAAUAGAUAGCCUUUCCAAAGAAGGAAUCGCCCCUCGUAGAGUUAUUGGAGAAAUAACAAUAGAGGACGUCUAUUUCAAUUAUCCUUCUAGGCCUGACGUUAAAGUUCUGAAAGGAUUUUCACUUCACAUCAAAGCUGGGGAAUGCGUUGCUUUAGUGGGUUCUUCUGGUUGUGGAAAAUCUACUAUAUUACAACUACUCCAGAGAUUGUACGAUCCUCAGUCUGGCAUCGUUAAACUUGAUGGAAAAGACCUAAAAAACCUCAACUUAAGUUGGUUAAGAUCUUCACUGGGUGUGGUAGGUCAAGAACCAGUAUUGUUCAAAGGGACGAUUCAUGAUAAUAUCGCUAUUGGUUGUCCUGAAGCAACGCGUGAAGAAGUUCAAAGGGUCGCUGAAAUCGCAUAUGCUCACGACUUUAUCACUCAUUUAACGAACGGUUACGACACAGUAAUCGGUGAAAGAGGUGCUUCCCUUUCUGGUGGGCAAAAACAACGUAUUGCUAUCGCAAGGUCCUUGUUACGUGAACCAGCUGUGUUGCUGUUGGAUGAAGCAACCUCUGCUUUAGAUCCUCAUUCAGAGAGACAAGUACAGGCAGCCCUGGAUAGAGCUAGUGUUGGAAGAACCACUAUCAUUGUCUCUCACAGAUUAUCUACCAUUGUUAAUGCCGACCGCAUCAUUUGUAUGGAUCAAGGAUGCAUCGUUGAAAGUGGCACUCAUGAUGAACUGAUGAAAGCAAAAGGAUUCUAUUUCAAGCUCGUUACAACUGGUAAUGAUAAUCAGGAGCCUGAUGUCAUAGAAACAUUACCUGAAGAAACGCCUGGAGAAGAAGAAGCGGACGCGCCCAUUGCCCCACGCCUUGACAUUAAAAGAAGAUCCAACAGAAGAGUCCAUAGACAUCACUCGAUGAAAAGGGAAUCCCACGACUGGAUGACGCCACGUGGCUCGAUCUGCUCAGUCAUGUCGACCGGUUUACAGAACUUCGUAUAUAAUGCUGAUUUUGAAGAUGAACCGGAAAAAGAUGAAGACGAUGAGGUAAAGUCGGUAAGCGACUGGCAGCUUUUGAAACUUAAUGGUCCUGAAUGGCCUUUACUGACAGUGGGUUCUAUAGCCGCCUUCUUACAAGGUGCCUGCUUUCCUGUAUUUGCUCUUCUCUUCGGUUACACUAGUGGUAUAUUUAUUCUUGAUAACAAUGACGAUAUCAUCUACCAAGCGGACUUGUACUCCGGACUGUUCGUUGUGAUCGCGGCUGUGGCUGGUAUCGCUAUGUGCUUGCAAGGUACAACAUUUACAUAUGCAGGCCUAAAGAUGACAACACGACUUCGGCAUCAAUAUUUCGCUGCACUUUUGAGACAGGAGAUCGGAUUUUUUGACAAAUCAACCAACGCUGUAGGAGCGUUAUGCUCUCGUCUUAGUGGUGAUGCUGCAGAAGUACAAGGCGCCACAGGACUUCGGAUAGGAUUAAUCCUGCAGGGGUUAAGCUCGGUUCUCGUGGGUUUCAUUAUGGCCAUCAGCUUUAACUGGAAACUGACGCUGGUUGGAACUGCUUUCUUGCCUCUUAUGGUUGGUAGUAUAUGGUUAGAAGGUAUAGUAUCCCAAAAGUCGCAAGCAAAUGAACGUGAAGCUAUGGAAACAGCCACUGCGGUCGCCACGGAAGCAGUUAUCAGCAUUCGGACUGUUCAAAGUUUAGGCGUUGAAAACGUUUUCCUGGAGAAGUUUAAGGAAGCGCUAGACGAGUCAUGCAUAGCAGUCAGCAGAAAAACACGUUGGCGGGGUCUGGUACUAGGAUUAGGAACAUACGUGCCUUUCCUGUCGUUUUGCAGUGCCACUGUUUAUGGUGCUGUUCUUGUUGCGAGGGAAGGAAUCGAGUAUAAGACCGUGCUUUUGGUAAAUGAAGCAAUAAUGUAUGGAGCAUAUAUGUUGGGCCAAUCGUUAGUAUAUGCACCGAGCUUCAAUUCAGCAAAAGCUUGUGGUGCCAGGAUCUUAGCGGUUAUCAACAGACAACCUAAGAUCAGGACCGAAAACGGAGUCAGGGACAAAAAAGAUUGGAUCGCAAGCGGAAGUUUUAAUUUCAAGGAUGUAGAAUUUAGUUAUCCGACGGCCCCUCACCACCGCGUGCUUCGUGGAUUAGACCUAAGAGUCGAAGCCGGCAAGACGGUUGCACUUGUUGGUGCUUCAGGAUGCGGCAAAUCGACAGUUCUGCAGCUUCUGCAAAGAUUCUACGAUCCUGAUACUGGAUGUAUCGAAUUGGACGACCGCGACACCCGAACCGGCUUGACUCUACCUCGGUUGCGGCGACAACUCGGUGUUGUACAACAAGAACCGGUGCUUUUUGAUCGCACACUCGCCGACAACAUCGCAUACGGUGAUAACAACAGGAGGGUUACCAUGCACGAAAUCGUCGCUGCCGCCAAAGCCGCUAAUAUACAUAGCUUCAUAGUAUCAUUGCCCAAGGGCUACGACACAAACUUAGGUUCGAGCGGUGCUCAAUUGUCUGGUGGGCAGAAGCAACGUGUGUGCAUAGCGAGAGCUCUCAUAAGAUCUCCGCGUUUAUUGCUACUGGACGAAGCUACGUCAGCACUAGAUGCCAACAGUGAACGGGCUGUUACAGAAGCUUUAGAAAAGGCAGCGCAAGGCCGCACAUGUAUUACAAUUGCACAUCGACUGUCUACUGUCAAGGAUUCAGACAUAAUCUGUGUUGUAGAAAAUGGUAAAAUAGUGGAGCGCGGAACGCAUACAGAGCUGGUCGCAAUGAAGGGAGUCUAUUGGAAAAUGUGUAAAGGCCAACAUGUCGCAUAGAACAUAAUUUUUAUUAAAAUAAAAAGCUGAAAUACCAAAUAUGUAUUUAAGGCAACUGCGUAGGUAGAUAGUAUUGUCUCAAUUUAAGUAGAAUAUAAGAACUGAUUUCUCUUAUUUGAAUUAGUAUUAACAAUUAUGUUGUUUAAUACACUCCUUUGCAAAAAUCGAAUAUUAUUGUAUAAAUUUCUAAAUAUUUCCACGGGCAUUCCCCGAAAUAGAAUAGAAUUUCGUGAAUCAAAAUAUCCCUUACAAAUUGAACAACUAAAUGUAUCGCGUUAGUAUUGUAAAUAAUUUUUUUGUCAAUUUUGGUUCCAUGUUUCUUUAGUGAAAAUAUUCUCUAUGUAACUUUAGUAAACAAGAAAAAAUUUAAUUUUAUUCGAUAAUAUACACUUAAUUAUUCGAAAAAUUUUAGUUUACUUUAAUUUUUGCAAAGGGGUUUAUAAUAUAAGUAAAACUUAAUGUAGGUAUAAGUUGCAUUUAUAAGUGUAACAGUUAUGGAAAUCGAUACAUAGCACUCAUUAAGCUCUGUCGUUCGAUUUCAACUCGUUACCUUUUCUGUUUAUUUCCCGUUAAUUUAUGAAUGAUGAUAACAUUUAUGAAAGUGUAUCAAUGUUUUUUUUUUAUUGAAUAAAAGACCCUGAUUGUCCGUUUUA